GUCAUGAGACAGCCUCAGAACGUCAUCUUAUUUCUGGACCUUUGCGAGCCUUAUGGUCCUCUUACGUCUCUGGCGGCCUUCCGUAGCUCAGCUGGGUAAAGGCUCUUUCUGCCUUCCAUGUACUUUGCGGUGUUCUCGUGCAUGCAGAAUAUGUGGAACCGUCUCGACUUGAUUCGUGUCCAGGCUACAAUGCCGUGAAUGUCACGACCAGCACCAAUGGGAGGACUAUCUCUGCAGACCUGGUUCUCGCAGGUACACCUUGUAAUGUGUUUGGAAAGGAUCUUCAGCAGCUGAGACUUCAGGUGGCAUAUGAAAGCGAUAAUCGAAUCCACCUCAAAAUCAUCGACCCGCUACAACCACGAUAUGAAGUUCCUGAAAGUGUUUUCCCUCGCCCUCAAAGCGGUAAUUCGACCCUCAAUCCGAACAUACAAUUCACAUACACCACGACGCCAUUCUUGUUCAACAUUUCACGAGUUGGGACCAACGAAACCCUGUUUGCCACUUCCGCUGGGCAUCCUCUGAUCUUUGAGCCUCAGUAUCUCCGAAUCAAAUCUUCCGGCUCCCCAGCAGAUGCUAACAUCUACGGUCUCGGAGAACACACAGAGACAUUCAGAUUACCCACCAGAGACCUCACCAGGACAUUUUGGAGCAGGGAUUCAUACGGUAUUCCCACUGGUACCAACCUCUACGGCAACCAUCCUGUUUACUUCGAGCACCGGCUAACGGGUACCCAUGGGGUUUUCUUGUUAAGUUCGAACGGCAUGGAUAUCAAGAUCAAUGACACACAACCAGGUGUAACGUCAAUCGAGUACAACGUUAUCGGUGGUGUCCUGGACUUUUACUUCUUCGCCGGAUCCAACCCUCUGGAGGUUUCCCGAGAAUAUGCUAAGAUUGCUGGCGCUCCCGCUGAGGUGCCAUACUGGAGUUUUGGGCUCCAUCAAUGUCGAUUCGGUUAUCAAAACUUUGUCGACGUUGCUGGUGUCAUAACAAACUAUUCGGCCGCAGGUAUUCCAUUGGAAACAAUGUGGACCGAUAUAGACUACAUGGAUAGACGGCGUGUCUUCACCCUUGAUCCUGAUUAUUUCCCUUUAUCUCGAAUGCGCGAGAUAGUCGAUCACUUGCAUGAUAACGGGCAGAAGUACAUUGUAAUGGUGGACCCUGCCCUCGGUUACUUCCCCAACGAAGGGUAUGCUCCGGUCGACCGCGGCAUCGAGACGGAUAUAUUUUUGAAAUGGCCAAAUGGAAGUGUUGUUAUUGGUGUUGUCUGGCCGGGACCAUCAGUUUGGCCAGACUGGUUCCAUCCCAAGGUACAAGACUUUUGGAACGGGGAAUUUGAACUCUUCUUCAAUGAAACGGAAGGUCUGGACAUCGACGGUGUUUGGAUCGAUAUGAAUGAGCCCGCCAGUUUCUGCAACCUCCCGUGCACUGAUCCUUGGGAGCAGUCCAGAGAACGACAGUUUCCACCUCCUAGGGCUUUUCCACCUCCGGAUAUCAACACGCCUAUCUUCGUGAAGGCAACGAAGAAGAAUAAGCGGUCCAUCCUGGACCCACCAUACGCAAUUUCGGACGCUGCACCGAACGGCGACUUGAGCGCCACCACUUCUCCUGUGAACGCAACACAUUUCAACAACCUCACGGAAUACGACGUUCACAAUCUGUAUGGUACUAUGAUGUCUACCUCAACUCACCUUGCUAUGUUGAACCGUCGUCCUGAACUCCGAACGCUCGUCAUCACUCGUUCAACUUUCGCCGGUGCGGGGCGUCAUGUUGGCAAAUGGCUCGGAGAUAAUCUUAGCACAUGGGAGCAAUACCGCUUUAGUAUUGCCGGCAUGUUGGGCUUCACAAGUAUUUACCAGAUACCGAUGGUGGGGAGUGAUAUCUGCGGGUUUGGGGACAACACGACUGAGACUCUAUGCGCGAGAUGGGCGAUGUUGGGCGGAUUUUAUCCGUUCAUGAGGAAUCACAACCAAGAUACCAGUAUCUCACAAGAGUUCUACAGAUGGCCUCUGGUUACCCAAGCCGCAAAGAACGUCCUCGACAUGCGCUAUCGUCUCUUGGACUACAUCUACACUGCCUUCCACACCGCAUCACUCGACGGCACACCCGUUUUACAACCUCUGUUCUACCGAUUCCCCAACGACACCAACACCUUCUCAAUCGAGCACCAAUUCCUCUACGGCAGCUCCAUCCUCGUUUCUCCGGUAACCGAAGAAAACUCCACCUCGGUUACGAUCUAUUUACCACCUGAAGGAAGAUACUACGACUUCUUGACUUUCGCUCCCGUUCCCGAAUCGCGAACCGGCAACGUUACGCUUACGAAUGUGGACUUUACAAAGAUACCUGUACAUAUCGUUGGAGGGGCGGUGGUGCCGUUGAGAGUGGAGGGAGCGAUGAUUACGGAUGAGUUGAGGAAAAAGGAUUUCGAGAUCGUGAUUGCCCCAGACAAGAAUGGUGUAGCUCACGGGAAGCUUUAUGUGGACGAUGGAGUGUCUAUAGGCCAAUCCCGUCAGACGUUCCUGACGAUGGAAUAUGGGAAUGGGAGGUUGACGAUCACAGGGGAGUUCGGACAUCCUCUGAAUGUUAAACUUAAGAGGAUCAGGAUUCUUGGCGUUCCAAAGCGGCCGUCUGGGGUCAAUUUCGGUGGUCAAGCGAAUUUGAACACGACAAAGGAGGUUGAAUAUGAUGGAGAGAAGAAGGUUCUUAACGUGGAGCUUGGCACCGCGUUCGAGAGCGCAUUUUCGUUGCAAUUGCUUUAGUUUGUAUCACUUCGUUGAAAUACAAGUCAAUGCCCGUAAA
This is a messenger RNA of Marasmius oreades (fairy-ring Marasmius), 2796 nucleotides long. RefSeq lists its product as uncharacterized. The transcript is spliced from 11 exons. The record is from RefSeq and is a predicted model, not a curated record. Gene Ontology annotation, molecular function: carbohydrate binding; hydrolase activity, hydrolyzing O-glycosyl compounds. Lineage: Eukaryota; Fungi; Basidiomycota; Agaricomycetes; Agaricales; Marasmiaceae. The coding region runs from base 762 to 2756 and encodes 664 amino acids. Gene Ontology annotation, biological process: carbohydrate metabolic process.